GGCCCAACGGCUCGAUUGGUGUUGAUAUCAAUUUUGCAAAAUUGUUAUCAGAAAUAUUUGGCACGGAUUUCAUCACACAAUUUAAGUGCAAACGUCCGGCCGGUUAUGUCGACCUCAUGGCUGCCUUCGAGGCCAGGAAGAGGAGCGCCAGUCCUUCACAGACCACCACAUCUAAUAUAUCCCUUCCCUUCUCUUUUAUAAACUUUUUCAAAAAGUUAAAGGGAAUGACAGUGGAGAAUGCAGUGAAGAAGUAUACAGAAGGGAAAGGCAUCAGCUAUUGCUCUAAGUUAGGAAUGCUUCGGUUGGAGCCAUCAGUGAUGCAACAGUUGUUCGCAUCGGUCACCAAACAGAUCAUUGUCCACAUCUGGGAUAUACUCAAUAGUAAAGCAGUCAAAGACGUCACAUAUCUAUUCCUCGUCGGAGGUUUCGCUGAGUCACAGAUACUUCAGUCUCACAUCAGAAACGCGUUCACAUCACGACUCAAAUUAAUUAUCCCUCAGUCGCCGAAUCUGGCGAUACUUCGCGGC
Molecule: messenger RNA, 527 nt
Organism: Medioppia subpectinata
Lineage: Eukaryota; Metazoa; Arthropoda; Arachnida; Sarcoptiformes; Oppiidae
Source: the annotation of a GenBank genome assembly